UGGAGCAUCGCCGGUUGUCAAGAGAGAAGGUUCCGGAAGCUGCGUCCGGUUCGAAUGGCAGCCAUGCCCAGCUCCCUUCUGUGGGCUGUAGAUGUACAUGGCAGAGUGUAUACUCUUUCUACGGCCAGCCAGUACUGGGAGUUGUGCAAAGAUGCAAGUUUAGAAUUUAAGAGACUGGCAGCUGUCAAGCAGUGCUGUUGGGGAAUUGCAUGCGACCAACAAAUCUACCUCUAUGUCCAUUUGAACGAGGUUCCAAUCCGAUACCAAGAAGAGACCUAUGAAAAUCAGCGCUGGAAUCCCGUGGAUGGUUUCAGUGACCACCUGCUACCCAGUGACCGCUGGCAGUGGAGUGAUAUUACGGGAUUGAAGCAUCAACCGCUCACUGAAUUUAAGCUUGCAUCACAGCACUGGGAGUGGGAAUCCAACUGGUAUGUGGAUGAAAAUAUUGGAGGAGAGCCUACAGAGAAAGGGGGUUGGACUUACGCUAUCGAUUUUCCUGCCACUUAUACCAAAAACAAACGGUGGAACUCUUGUGUGCGUCGGCGCCGAUGGAUCCGAUACAGAAGGUAUAAGUCGUGCAACACAUGGGCGAAGAUUCCUUCACAAAAUACCGGACCGCUACCAGAUCCUUUUCAUGACAUUGCUGUAGGAGGAUGGGAAAUCACUGAUGAGCCUUUAGGACAUCUUUCAGUCUGGGCAGUGACUGUGCAAGGGAAGGUAUUUUACAGAGAAGACGUAAAUGAUCAGAAUCCUGAGGGUUCAUCAUGGACUGAAAUCCAGAGCCUCGGGGAAGUAGUUCAGAUUGCCUGUGGACCGGGUGACCUUGUGUGUGCUGUACUAUGGGAAGGUCAGCUAAUGAUGAGAAAAGGAAUAAACCGGGAGAACCCUAAAGGGAAUUCUUGGCAGAUUGUUGAACCACAAAACUCUGGAAAUGGUUUUGUCCAGGUCUCAGUGGGUGUCAACGUGCUGUGGGCUGUAACACGGGACAGAAAGGUUUGGUUUAGAAGAGGUGUCUGUUCUGAGAAUCCUGUUGGAACGGGUUGGAUUUGCAUGAAUAUAGAGAUGAUAAUGGUGAAUGUAGGAUUAAAUGACCAGGUUUGGGGAAUUAGUUCUGAAGACCGCAGUAUCUAUUUUCGGCAAGGUGUAACACCGACUGAAUACAGUGGAAAGGCUUGGAAAGUAAUAGCAGCAAACCGAGAUCAGGACCGAUCUUCCUGCGCAGGCAGUGCCACCAGUCUUGCAAGUGCUGGGUGCUUCUUUGGUGAUGAAGGUGUAGCAAAAGGAACUGAAAACAUUCUUGAAACAGUUGAGAGAGUGAGGUGUUCCCACAACAAUCCAGAUGGAGACUGUGAUGUUGCUUCUUCCUGUCCUCCCAUCGAGUCAAAAUGUGAUGCUGUGGCGAGUGUAUUUGAGAACAUCUCAUUAAAUGAAGAAUCUUCAGAAAAGUGCACUGAGCCUGGUUUUGAACCAACUGCUGCCCAGUCCUGGUUGGCAGACCAAAGGCAGUCUCUGCAGGAUGAUGCUGAAUUGGAUAUUGCUCACUCUGAUUCAAGCCCAGUGAGCUUGGACUUGGCUGAAACAUCCAGCGUUUCAUCAGCGGCAAUCUAUCCUUUCGGAAUUGAGGAGCAUUAUGUGUCUGAUGAGCGCCCACUCUGGGCCUGGCUCAGUGGAGGAGGAUGUGACGUAGAGGCUCACACCCAGCUGAACUGGUUCAAUGUCCAGUCAGUGCAGCCAUUCUCCAUACAAUCGUUCUCUAUGCCCAGUAGUUGUCCACAGCAGACGGUUUGGCGGAAGCAGAUUGUUCAGCAGUUAAUUGAGCGGUCCAAACGAGAAGUGGAUGAUUUUAAACAUUACGAGCAGGCUGUGGAGCAGUCUGUGUGGAUAAAGAAGGGAACAAUGAAGUGGUGGAGAGAUGGGAAGCCACACAAAUGGGCAGAUGUCAAAGUAGCACUGGAACAGUUCACAGGCAACGAUGGGAAGCGGGAUGGAAUAUUUUUCAUAUACUACACAUACAACGAUGAGAAAAAGUAUCUUCACCUCUUCUUAAAUGAAGUUACAAUUUUAGUCCCGAUUGCAAAUGAAACAAAACACUCCUUUGCAAUUUACACUCCAGAAAGGACAAAACAGAGGUGGCCGAUCAGGUUGGCAACAGUUACUGAGCAAGAAAUGUACGACUGGCUUGCUGUCUUGAGUCUAGCAUGCUGUGACAGUAGGGGAAUCCAGGGACCCCCGUCUCAUCAGGCCCUUUGGUCUGUCACGUGCAAAGGUGAUGUCUUUGUCAGUGAGCCAAGCCCAAAUCUGGAAGCAACACCACAUCCUAUGCCAAGUGACCAAUUAUAUUGGCGCCAAAUUGGAGGACAUCUCCGCUUGGUUGAGUGCAACAGUCAAGGAAUUGUAUGGGGCAUUGGAUAUGAUCACACCGCCUGGGUUUAUACUGGUGGCUAUGGAGGUGGCUUCUUUCAAGGACUGACUGGCAGUAUAGAUAACAUUUAUACUCAAUCUGAUGUAAUGUGCGUUUACAUUUAUGAAAACCAGCGUUGGAACCCUCUCACUGGAUACAGUAGUAGGGGGCUGCCGACUGAUAGGUACAUGUGGAGCGAUGCCUCGGGUCUUCAGGAGUGCACCAAGGCGCACACAAAGCCUCCUUCACAAUGGACAUGGGUGUCCGACUGGUAUAUUGAUUUUAAUGCACCUGGCGGGACUGACCGUAAUGGGUGGCAGUUUGCAGCUGACUUCCCUGCGUCCUACCAUGGAUACAAGACGAUGAAAGAUUUUGUGCGGCGGAGGCGCUGGGCUAGGAAGUGUAAAACUGUUACAACAGGUCCGUGGUUUGAGGUCGCACCGAUAGCUCUGCGGGACCUCUCACUGAUCCCAUCUGUGAGUCAGGGUGCAGAUGACCAAGUAGCCUUGUGGGCCAUUAGCAGCAAAGGGGAUGUCUUGUGCAGGAUGGGAGUAACCAAGCAAAAUCCAAUGGGUGUUUCAUGGCUGCACAUCGGUACAGAUCAGCCAUUUGUGUCGAUUUCUAUUGGGGGCUAUUACCAGGUCUGGGCCAUUGCCAGGGAUGGAUCAGCUUUCUACCGGGGUUCGGUUUCCCUACAAAACCCUACAGGUGACUGUUGGUACCACAUUCCUCCACCUCCCAAACAAAAGCUGAUACAGGUGUCCGUAGGAAGGACAUCGGUGUGUACAGUGGAUGAAAGUGGUAAUUUAUGGUUUCGUCAGGGUAUUUCUCCAAGUUAUCCUCAAGGAUCAGUCUGGCAACACGUUUCUACAAACGUUCGUAAGGUUUCUGUUGGUCCUCUUGAUCAGGUUUGGAUAGUCGCUGAUAAGGUUCAAGGCAGCCACAGCUUGAGCUGUGGGACAGUGUGUCAUCGGCUGGGUGUUCGGCCACAAGAAGCCAUUGGUAGCUCUUGGGAUUAUGGCAUUGGAGGUGGCUGGGAUUACAUCACUGUCAGAGCCAACUCUUUGGACCCUUCACACAGUCGUGCUCCCAAAGGACCUGAUAAUGAGCCAGUGAAGCUGACUACUCAGAAUGGAACUGCAGGCACCAAAUCUAAAAACAGUCUAAUAAUCGAACAACAUGAACUUGAUCAAAGUGCUGCCAGAUGCUGACGGUUUGUACCACAACGUUGCAUGUUCUGUUUGGUGUUGUUAUUGGUCGAAGCAAUGACUGAUCUUUCCCAGAACAACUCUGAGACGAGUCACUGCAUUAAGUAAGUAGAAAAGUGCUGUGAGUUUUUGUGUUAGCUAUGUUUAGCGUCAUUUUGCACUUUGGGCUCCAAAAUGCCUGUCACUCUGAACUCCAGUAACAAGAAUGUAGCACAGUUGGGUUAGACUGUAUGGCACUGAAAUAUCUAAGACAGCACAGUGUUGGUUUCCAUUCCAGUGCAAUGUUAACCAAACAGCAAUACAUCAGUAAUUCAGUCUGUUUUCAGCAUUGAAGGCCUAAUAAUAUUAUCAAUCCCAGCAACUUGCAAGACAGAAUAAACCACAAUGUAUUUUGCGGUGGUGCCUGUUACCAUGUCUGAAUGAGGAUGGGACAACUCACAAGUAUGGCCUAAACCUUUUAAAGCCCAUCAAAGCCACUUCGCAGAGUGACACAGAGGAACCGGUUCCACUCUAGUGAUGCAUGUCUCUGCUGAAACAAUAGCUAGCACUGGAAGCAUUUUAAAACGGGCCAGUCCGCUUUGGGUCACAGAAGUAUUCACUCCAAAUGCAUGUGCAAUAUAUUUAGUGCAAGGUCAGUAGUUUUGAUUGCAGUAUUACAUGGACAGCUUGGGUCCCUGAGGUGGUUCUCGGUGCAGAGAAGCGCCAGCUUUAAUGUUGCUGUGUGUUUCAUCUGGUGGAACUUAACUAAAAUUAACCAUUACAGCCAAACGGCCUGUUUCUGUGAUAUACAAUCUAUGUAGCAACAACGAUCCAGCAGAUUCUAUGGUUUGUUGUUCUCUUGAAAGUUAAUGUUGGCCAAAAUGGAAGUUAAACCAGGUACAAACUCUCCGCAUGUCAAUGUAGACCAAAUGUUCCUGUAUAAACUUUUUGGAAUUAUGCAGGAAUUUUGCCCAUGAGUUGGGAAUUGGAUAACUCCUGGGGCAGGGUGUUUCCAGCACGACCCAGAAGGAAACUGUGCAACAACUGGAGAAGUGAAAUGCCAAUUACAAUAGGAUCCCAUUGAGUACUGAGUCUGUAAAAGCAAAAGAUGCUGGAAAUCUGAAAGACAAAGGAAACUCUGCAGGUCAGGCUGUAUUACUGGAGAGAGAAACAGCCAACGUUUCAGGUCCAUGACCUUUCAUCAAAGCCGAUGGAGAUGUUGGACCCGAAACAUUAACACUAUUUUCUCUUUCAAUAUGCAGACUAUCUUGUAAAUAAAGGAGAGCUAAUUGGCCAUGAUGGGUUGGCUAAAGUUGCAUCCUUCUCACCACGGCCAUUGUUUUAUACCCCAAAGAAUUGGCACCCAGGGUGUCCCAUGGAGCAAACGCUUCCUGGGGAUUCUGACAGAGCGUCAGUUUAAGACCAGGACAUCCAGUGUUGUGGAUGUUAUGAUACAAAAUCCUAGCCCAUGCUUCCGGCCAGCUUUAAAAGUGAAGAGGCUUGACCAGUGCAUUAACUACUGAAUGUUGUAUUGUGAGAUUACAUUGAUAUUUGCACCAGUGUUAUCUUAGUGUUCAUGUCGAAUGUCUGGCACAGAAAUACUUGCUCCAACUGAUCUAUCCAAUGGUUAUGCUCCAGAGAAACUUCUCUCUCACUCCGUCUCCACAUCCGUCUGUUUAUUAUUCCAAUUUUCCCCUUCUCCCCGUCCCCCCACGUUAACCUCUAUUAUUCUUGUGGGAGUGACUUACACAUACUCACUGUGAUCUGAUCAGAAAACUUCCACCUGAAUUUAUUGAUGGCUGCUUUUUAUUUAUGGCCCUGCCUUUGGUCUCCCCACUAUGUAGCCAGUUGCUAAUUACUAGGGAAUUCAAUCCCUGGUGGUGAGAUAAAUCUUCAGUUUGUUCUGUCGGUUGCCAUCCUUGAAGAUUUCUCUCAUGGCUGAGGCUUAAUGUUUACUUACAAUGCAGCCGUGAUUACACUCCUCCCUCUCCCCUCACUCGGCACCCAGACCUGCACAGAUUUUCUUUUCCUGAUACUCUACGAUGUGCUAAGAUUCCCCCACACUUUUUGGAAUUAUGCAGGAAUUUUGCCCAUGAGUUGGGAAUUGGAUAACUCCUGGGGCAGGGUGUUUCCAGCAUGACCCAGAAGGAGACUGUGCAACAACUGGAGAAGUGAAUUGCCAGUUAACUAGCCUGGGGAGCUAAAUUCGAUAUAGGUCUGUUUGGGCUGUGUUUUAUUAAUGGUUGAGUCUUUUUGUUUUGCAUGUAUUGCCUUGUGGCAUUGUGAUACCCAAGCACAUCAAGUUAGAGGAUGAGAGCAAUGUGGUAGGAACAAACUGUCCUCUUGAACCACUCACCCAUUCAAAUCUCAUUGGGAAGCUUUGAAGAUAUUUUCUUUGAGCUUUUCAGCUCACGCAGAAAUGAAUACUCUUUACUGCUUCAGUGUGUUUUAAAGGGAACAGUUUUGCAGUUAGUGGUCGUACCCUCCCCCCAACAGUGUUUGAGGUUGUCCCGGUGUUAAACAUUAUUCUGUUCUAUAGCAUAUUUGAACCUUUUAUGCCUCAUCAGGUUGAAUGUCUUGAAUGGUAUGGUAGUAGCAGUUGGAAGUGGCUGCAUUGGUAACUGACACACAUGUUGCUGGAGUCGAUGAUUUAAGUGCUGAAGAUUAUUUCAUAAACCUUGCUUGUGAAAAGACAUCUCCUCACUGUUAAACUCAAAGCCGAAGUCUAGCCUCUAGUCGUGACUUUGUUAUUUGAGUGUCUGUCAUGGUUUUACCAGCCAGGUCCAUGGCCUGAUGACAAGUCUUUUGAUAAAUGGUUUGCCUCACAGUUCGCCAUGCUUUGACACGUGACCAGAUUACGAUUCUUAAUCUGCAUCCAUCCCACACCUCUGGCAAAAGUCCAGGGUAACAAUGAGAUGCGUGAGUGGCUUGGACAAACGAUCAAACUGAGGCCUUGUUUGCUUUCCCGGGUGGGCACUAACGAUACAGAGAGCUGGGGAGUUCUCCUGGGACCAAUAUUUAUCCCUGAACCAAAAAAACGCUAAACCUGGUCAUAAAUAAUCAUGUUGCUGUUUGUGGGAGUUUGCUGAGUACAGACUGUCUGCAUCAUAAUAGCAAUGCUUUUCCAUUGUGAAGGAUGUGACAAGGUCAUGAAAGAUGCUACAAAAAUGUUGGUUCUAUUUUCAUGUUGGGUCUUAUGGAAAUCUGAACUGCUUUGAGAGAAACUAAGUAUAUUCCUGUUUUAGUUUUAAACUCUUAAAGACAUUAUCUACCAAAAUAAAUCACUGCUGUGGAAAUUACAGUCAAUUGUAGGGAGCUAGAAACUAAACAAUUGUCACACUUCGCUCUACCCCUUCACCCUGCAUUGGCUUCUUCACAGUCCUGCUCUCCCUGGUUGAAGGCCUAGAGUUAACUAGGGGGUCUGUUAUAACAGAUGCUGUGUCUGAAGAUCAGUGCUUCUAAGUAGACAGCAUGCCCCAAAAACCAUAUAAGCUGUGGUUUUAAACAAGCUACUCUUUUUGUCGCAUUCUUAAUCACUUGUUCAUGACUCAAUUCUCCAUCUCCAAGAGACAGUGUUAAAUACUUCCUAUUGAACCACUUGGCUCCAGAACUUUUGCUGUACCUUUCUCAGGAUUUUCUACAGGUUUUGUCGCCUCUGCACCUAUUCUUUCUUACACAAUUGAUCGAAUCUCCUCUUCAAUCCUAAUUUCAGCAGUAAUCCAAAGCAUGCUAAGAGGAAUAGAUAGUGGACAGCCAGCGCCUCUUUCCCAGGGCACCAGUGCUCAAUACAAGAGGGCAUGGCUUUAAAGUAAUGGGUGGGCAGUUCAAGGGAGAUAUCAGAGGAAGGUUUUUUACCCAGAGAGUGGUUGGGGCAUGGAAUACGCUGCCUGGGGUGGUGGUGGAGGCAGGUACAUUGGUCAAAUUCAAGAGAUUGCUAGAUCAGCAUCUGGAGGAAUUUAAAAUAGAAGGAUAUGUGGGAGGAAGGGGUUAGAUAGUCUUAGGUGAGGUUUAAGGGUCGCCAUGGCAUUGUGGGCCAAAGGGCCUGUAUUGUGCUGUACUUUCUAUGAUCUAUGUGUCAUUUUUACAGAGAUCUUCUGACUAUGAUAAAGUUUGCUCUUGGUUCCAAGUGGACUUGGUGAUGGUAUUGCAUCAGUCCUGAAUACAUUUGCCCCUGAAAUACUCAUUUGGCAAAUGUGAGUGUCCUGUCUGUGAGCAAGAUCAUUCUGUCACAGAGCUGAUCUGGAUCAACUUUUUAAUCUUGCUGUUAUCCUUCAUUCCUGUGGAUGUUCUUCGAUAGCUCUCUUCUGUCAGUUACUUCACACUCCUAUUACCGGGGAGAAGUGCUAUCACACUGGAACGGAUAUAAGUGAUAUCCAACAUCUGAGAAUUCAGCCAAGUGGUCUGGUUGUGGAGCCAAUGUAAGCAAACAGCAAGACCUAAUGCUCUGCUUUGGUGCCGGAACAAGUGGGGUAUUGAAUGAUCUUUUCUCCGAUGCCACUGCAUAGGGCUAGCCAGAGGAUCUUGCCACACACUUGCGGGUUGGACUUCAGUCCUAAAGAGAUUGAAAGCACUAUCCUUAGUACGAUCUUCAUUAAUUGUUGAAUCUUCCCUGGGGAGCUUGACCUUUGAUGAUUUCAAUGGUAUAGGGAGCGUUUGAAGGAAGGACUCAGUUAAUUAGCUGCACCAGUUAAAUUAGCUUCUAAUCAUAUAGUAGGUAUAUUCUACAUCUGUGCUUUGGACCCAAAUGUGUUGUAUAUGGUUAUAUUUUGAUUUUUUGCUCAGAAGGUAUCCAUUGAUUGCUAUCCUGAACACUGCACUGUAGGAUUGCUACACUGUAGGAUGGGAGGGUGAUGGUGUGGGAUAUUAGCACUGUCAUAAACCUUUUGGGUAAAAUGGUAUGUUUUUGUGCUGUGACCUCUGUGUGAGGCAAACUUUAGGGAAUUUAGAGAACUGGAGGAAUAAAUUAUUUGGGACCAGAUGUUUAAAAAUCAUGUUAGGAGAUUUAUUUUCGAUGUCUGAGAUGUUUGGUUGAAAAAACCCUCCAUUUAAUAGCUAUUGUACAGGCAUUCUCUGAAAAUCACCUCUUUUAGAUCACUUACUUCAUUUGUGAUGUACAAAUAUUUUAUCUUAACCACACUUUGGAAAAGAUGGGUAGUCUUCUUAAAAAUAAUGUGAAACAGAAGGGCCAGUAUUGCUGACUGUUGCUGCUGCUUUCUUUAUCGUCUGUGUUUUUGUUAAGAAGUCAUGUUACUGUAUUUGGAACGUACAUGAAGCCAGCAAUUGGAAGCAUUUGUGAACCAAUCAUCCCUGAUAAACAAUGAACACUCAAAUCCCCAAAGCAGAAAUGGUGCUCUGACUGUUGAAUCCAUUCACCCAUGGGAUUGAUUUCAAUGGAGAUAAAUCAGCCAUAGCUGGUGCCCUACUUAAAUUGUAAUAUUGCUGAAAUUGUGAAUCUCACAAAGUCAGGCCUCUAAUGCAGUGAGCCUGAUUUGUCCCACCCUCAACCCCACCUCUCAAAGUCACCAAGCACUCCUACACAAUGUGGCUUCCAUCCUGAUUGUUCCUGUGACCUCUAUCGUUCAUAUUUAUUGAACUUUGCUAAUUGCCACUAAAGUAAUUACAACUUUUCUCAAGUUUUUGUCUGUUUUCAUUGCAACUCAGCUGCAGUAUUUUUGAAGUCCAUCCAGCAAUUUAAGUAGGGCCUUAGCCAUAAUUCUAUUGGAUUUUGAUUUUCAAAACUAGAUUCAUUUUCCUGAGCUUUACAAAAGGUAAGAAUGCUAAGACAAAAGGUUGCAGAAAUCAGUGGCUCUCUAGAAUUUACAUGACAUUAACAAACUAUUUGUAUUAAAUGGUGUGAUUGAAACAUUGAAAAGUUCUGUGAAUUUUAUGUGGAAUUUAUAUUUGUCAUCUUUUUAAAGUGAUUUUGUUCAAUUUC
This is a messenger RNA of Pristis pectinata (smalltooth sawfish), 9523 nucleotides long. RefSeq names its product tectonin beta-propeller repeat containing 1a (gene tecpr1a). Lineage: Eukaryota; Metazoa; Chordata; Chondrichthyes; Rhinopristiformes; Pristidae. Bases 55 to 3612 code for a protein of 1185 amino acids. The transcript has 26 exons. The record is from RefSeq and is a predicted model, not a curated record. Gene Ontology annotation, cellular component: membrane.